AUGGCCUUAGGGCUUGUUUGGUUACAUCCGUUCCCGGGGGGUUCCACUACUUUUCCCGGGGCGAACAAACCCCGGGCCGAAUUGCCCCGGGUGAACCCACCUAGCCGUUUGGACUCCCGUGAGCCCGCUAUUCCGCGUCGAUUCCGCGUCCAACCCGGGGAGCCCGUUCCACCAGUCGUGAGGCGAGGAAGAGAUUCCGCGAGGCGACUCGCGUCGGGCGGCGACUCGGGCGGCGACGACGACAGGAUCUCCUCCCCUCCCCACCUCCGGCAACCGAACCCCUCCCCUCCCUACUCCGGCAACCAGACCCAAGCCCCUCCACACCUCACAUCCAUCCACAUCGCCUCGAAGCCCCUUCCCUCCCCGCCGGAGUGCCUCGAAGAUCCGGAGCUGUUCUCCGCCACCAUCGUACCCCCGGUCCGCCUUCAAGAUCUUCUCUGCUCCGGCAGCAACGACGGUGGUCCGAUCCAGAUUCUUGGUACAGCGAGGAGCAAGAAACGGAUCAGAUCGUGGUUUCUACUAAUGUUUGGAUGCGCUGCAUACUCAUUACUUCUAGACUUGCAGUCAUAGUUGACUGUUUAGGCUAUAAUUGCACCUUUUGGCUUUAGUUUGGAUUGGAGUUGAUAACAGGAAGUUCUAAUGUAUUUCAUACAUUUAUCCAGUUACUUCAUGUCGCAAGAGUUCAGAUAGAACUAUGGUAAUAUGUUCUAAUAAUUUGGGUACAAAGGUCUGGCUUGAACCGUCUAUGGUAUACCCAAGCAGUAGGAUCAAACUUGUAAGCUUGUCAUGAUCCAGAAGAAUAAAGUUUUGUUUCUGCCA
Lolium rigidum is the source of this 819-nucleotide messenger RNA. RefSeq lists its product as uncharacterized. NCBI's taxonomy places the organism in Eukaryota, Viridiplantae, Streptophyta, Magnoliopsida, Poales, Poaceae. The record is from RefSeq and is a predicted model, not a curated record. The coding region runs from base 1 to 570 and encodes 189 amino acids. The transcript has 2 exons.